This is a messenger RNA of Symbiodinium sp. CCMP2456, 1221 nucleotides long. The record is from the annotation of a GenBank genome assembly. Lineage: Eukaryota; Dinophyceae; Suessiales; Symbiodiniaceae.
AUGUCGCUUGUUCUUCAGGCCAAGGGCAUUUCUGCUGGGCACAAAUCCACUGAUCUUGCAAUGUCGGCCACAUACGCUCAGAAGCAACCUCGUCGCGGCCGCGGCACAGUUGGCCCUCCAGAGUUCAAAUGCACUAUGUCCCUGCGCGGAUCUGUGGAGGAUGCCUCUCCCGAGCUCAUCCCAGAUCACCCGCCGCCAUGGCUGCAACAGGUGCCACCUGGGUCAAAGUUGCUGUGGACUCGCGUCUUUCUUGAUGGGGGGAGUGAGGUGCGCGAGUCUGAAUAUGGGGUUUAUCAUAGCCCUCAAGAGUUCUUGCAUGAGGCACUUAAGGUGACGCACCCCUUCGAUAGUGCCGUGGCCAUUCAUGGGCCCAACCUCAGGGCCAUCGCUUAUGUUCUUGAACAUGGUGUUAAUAAGGGAGUUGAGCAGAAGCGCCGGGCGGUGCUUGAACAUUACAAAGCCCUGGAACGUUCCCUUCACGACGAGGAGCAGCGGUUGAAGCAAGGGAUGGAUCCUACAGUUCGCCAGGUGAUGGGGUCAAAGAAACUCCUCUUGUUCAGGCAAAUGCUUAUCGAUGCGGGGGUCCCUGACGAGAACCUUUUCAAUGAUAUGGUCAAUGGGUUUCGCUUGACGGGUACCUUGGAACCUUCCGGGUUGUUUCCUCCCAAGUUUAAGCCUGCGGUGAUUUCGGUUGCUGAGCUUAAGCGUUCCGCUGCAUGGUCUAAGCAUCUCAUUGAGGGUGCGUGUCGCAAGGCGUCAAGGGAUCCGGACGUCGCUCGAGCAGUGUGGAAGGAAUCCUUAGAACAGGUGGGAAAGGGAUGGCUUUCAGGGCCAUUCACUUGGGAUCAGAUGGACGAGAAGUACGGUGGCGCUUGGGUUGCUUCAAAGCGUUUUGGCGUAACACAGGGGGACAAAGUUCGUGCAGUGGAUGACCUGUCCCAGUUUCAGGUGAAUGCAUCGGUCACGGAGACGGAGAAGAUCCAACUUGAGGGUCUGGACGACAUUGUUGUGUACUUCGAGAGCUUCGCCCUGCCCUUCGGCGCGAGCAGUGCGGUGACGGGUUGCAAUCGUGCGGCCCGGGCCUUGCGUAUCAUCAUGUCCCGCCUCUUGUAUCUUGUGAACACUUCGUUCUUUGACGAUUACUGCCAAAUGGAGCUUGAGGGCCUCACUGAUUCCGCUGAUUAUGCUGCCUUGGAGCUUCUCCGCCUUUUGGGGUGGGAG